Molecule: messenger RNA, 5640 nt
Organism: Panicum hallii
Lineage: Eukaryota; Viridiplantae; Streptophyta; Magnoliopsida; Poales; Poaceae
Product: DNA-directed RNA polymerase I subunit 1
Exons: 21
Coding region: 365-5386 (1673 amino acids)
Biological process (GO): DNA-templated transcription
Cellular component (GO): RNA polymerase I complex
Molecular function (GO): DNA-directed RNA polymerase activity; DNA binding
Source: RefSeq, a predicted model, not a curated record
AAACCCCCGGGCCACUGCCUCCUCAACCCUAAACCCUCUGUCUCCCUCUCUCGGCGGCGGCGCCGCCCUCCGCUCUCCGGCCGGGCCCCCUGUCCCUCUCGCCCGCCCACGUCCCUCCGGCGGGGCCCUGCGUAAGCCCGCCGCCUCCGCCGCCACUACCUCCCUCAAUCCCGACGCCUCUGCCUCCGACUCGAAAGCGCCGCCGCUGCUCUCCCCGCGCCACGCCGCCGGUCUCCCGGGUCGACAGGAAGCUCACUGCGGUGCCGCCUCCGGAAGACGCUCCGGCUGCCGUCCCUGUAGGUUUCGGCCUGCUCGUGCCCUCGGGAAUCCGGCGAGGAGGAAGGGCGCACGCGCGGGGUCUGGCAUGGCCGACUUGCGGGGUAUUGAGGCAGCAUCAGAGGAAGUGGAUUCGAUCCACUUCAGCUUCUAUAGUGAUGAUGAAAUUAAGAGGAUCAGUGUUAAAAAGAUCACCAAGUCAGAGCGCCUUGAUGCCAAAAACCAUCCUGUGCCAGGUGGAUUACUUGAUCCUGCAAUGGGACCCAUCAAUGAUACUGAUACAUGCAAGUGUUGUGGUCAGCAUUCUGCUCGUUGCCCUGGUCACUUCGGCCACAUUGAGUUGGCAAAACCAUUGUUCAACCCUUUGCUGUUUAUGAGUCUGACAAACCUUCUCCAUGCCACUUGUUUCCAUUGUCACAAGUUCCGUUUGAACAAGGAACAGGUUGACAGAUAUGUGAAUGAACUUGAACUGUUAGUAAAGGGUGAUAUUGCUCGCGCUAAAAAUUUGGAAGACUCAGGUAAAGAAGCAUCUCUUUCAGAGGAAGAUGAAGACACUACUGAGGCCACUUCGGGUGAUAAAUCAUCUCCUGAGAAAGACAAGAAAACCUGGACAUCAAUCCAACUGAAAGAGAUUUUGUCUAUUUUUUCCAAGAUAAUGAAAAAGAGAGCGAAGAAGUGUGCAAACUGCGACAUGAAGAAUCCAUCAAUCUCAAGUCCUAUAUUUGGCUGGCUGGUCAAGGACAGAAGUGCUUCUGCUGUAAGAGCAAAUGCAAUUGCCGACUUUAAACUUAAGGGAGAUGGCAGUGCUCCCAACUCAGGGGAAACUGGGGUUUCUGGUCUUGACGAAAAACCAACUUCACCUCAGUCCAAAGGAUCAAUCAAUGAAGGUAGACACCUUUCUGAUGACAGUAUUAAAGAAAUGGUGGCAUCAUCAGGAAAGAAGCAUCUAUUGCCUACAGAGGUUGAAAUUAUUCUCAAGGACUUGUGGAAAAAUGAAGCCAAGUUCUGCAUGUUACUUUGUGACUUCCAGCAGAAUACAUUAAGUGUAUCAGAAAAGAGAAGGGGCUAUGAGAUGUUUUUCUUGAAUAGUCUACUUGUUGCGCCAAAUAGAUUCCGUCCGUCAACUAGCUCUAGUCUUGGAAUUAUGGAACAUCCCCAAAAUGUUCUGCUAAGUAAAGUGCAAGAAGCCAAUCUUUUGCUACAGAAUAACAGUGCCGGUUCUAAUCAUAUGGAUGUUCUUAGAAGAUGGAUGGAUCUACAACGAAGUGUAAAUGUGUUAUAUGAUAGUAGCAAAGGCCUCGCAAAAAGCGAGAAGAAUGCUCAUGGUAUACGGCAAUUAUUAGAAAAGAAAGAAGGAGUUCUUCGACAGAAGAUGAUGGGGAAGAGGGUUAAUUAUGCAUGCCGAUCUGUUAUAUCUCCAGAUCCGUAUUUGGCUGUUAAUGAAAUUGGCAUUCCUCCUGUUUUUGCAACACGGUUGACGUAUCCUGAGAAAGUAACACCCUGGAAUGCAAAAAAACUACAAGAAGCUGUAAGAAAUGGUGCUGAUGUUCACCCAGGUGCAACACAUUACAGGGACAAUGAUAACAUGUAUAAGUUACAGGCAGCUCCUGCCAAACGCCGUGCCAUUUCUAAGCUGCUACCUGCGUCCAGAGGAUCAAUUUCUCAGCUAGGGAAAGACCCUAAUUGCGAAUUUGAAAGCAAGGUUGUAUAUCGACAUCUUCAGGAUGGUGACAUUGUACUUGUCAAUAGGCAGCCUACUCUUCACAAGCCCAGCAUGAUGGCUCAUUUUGUUCGUGUGUUGCCUGGAGAAAAGACGAUACGAAUGCACUAUGCCAAUUGCAGCACCUACAAUGCUGAUUUUGAUGGAGAUGAGAUGAAUGUGCACUUCCCACAAGAUGAAAUAUCUCGUUCUGAGGCUAUGAAUAUUGUUGACGCAAACAAGCAAUACAUUGGUCCUAGGAGUGGGGAUGCUGUCAGAGGUCUCAUACAGGACCACAUUGUUGGUGCUGUACUACUGACAAAACAGGACACUCUUCUAAGCCGUGAAGAAUAUAGUCAGCUUGUCUAUGGGUCUUGCAUGCCCUCAAAUUGUGGCCCUCAUCAACCUGGUACAAAAGUGUCUGCUAUUAAGGAUGGUGGUGCACUAGAACUUGUUCCUCCUGCUAUUUUGAGACCAAAGCCCUUAUGGACAGGAAAACAGGUUAUAACAACCAUCUUGAAUCAUUUAACAAAAGGUCGUCAUCCAUUUACUGUGGAGCAGAAGGGAAAAAUAACAAAAGAAUUUCUAAUCCCUGGAGAACUCCAUGAUGCUAAGGAUAAAGACCCUUCUGCUGAAGAAGAAGAAAUAAAAAAAGAUAUUUCUGAGCUGGUUUUAUAUGUUCGUGGUAAUGAGCUCAUAAAGGGCAUGAUAGAUAAGGCCCAGUUCGGGAAGUACGGCAUAGUUCAUACAGUUCAUGAAUUCUAUGGUGCAGAUACAGCUGGAAUACUGCUCUCAACAUUCAGCCGCUUGUUUACGCUUUUCUUGCAGUUGCAUGGGUUUACUUGUGGGAUAGAUGACCUGCUACUACGCCAACAAUCCAACAAAACUAGAAUGGAAAUUCUCGCUGAAAGUGAAAAGUGUAGUGAAAUUGUCCACAAGAAAUUUACACAAAGAACUGAAGAGGGUCUUGAAGACCCGAUAUUGCGAAUGGAGGUGGAGAAAGUUAUAAGAAGUAAUGGUGAAUUUGCCACAGUUAAGUUGGACAGAAUGAUGAGUAAUGAACUAAAUGAAAUAACGUCUGUAGCCAAUAAAAAAUUAUUGCCUUAUGGUCUACAAAAGCCUUUUCCUGGAAAUUGUCUCUCCCUUAUGACUGCAACUGGAGCUAAAGGUGGCAUGGUCAACAUGACACAAAUAUCAUCAUUGCUAGGCCAGCAAGCGUUAGAAGGAAAGCGUGUUCCACGGAUGGUUUCUGGGAAGACUUUGCCAUGCUUUCCGCCAUGGGAUACUUCUUCAAGAGCUGGCGGUUUCAUCUGUGAUCGAUUUUUAACUGGUUUGCGCCCUCAAGAGUAUUACUUUCACUGUAUGGCAGGCAGAGAGGGGUUGGUUGACACAGCAGUCAAGACAUCCCGCAGUGGAUAUCUUCAGCGUUGUCUUAUUAAAUGUCUGGAAUCGUUGAAAGUCUCAUACGAUCACACUGUACGGGAUGUUGAUGGAUCAAUUGUACAGUUCUGCUAUGGAGAAGAUGGAGUUGACGUGCUGAAAACUAGCUUUCUCAACAAGUUCAAAGAACUUGCUGAUAACAAAAAAGUUGUCCUUGACAAGAUAGGUGGCCAUAAUCAGAUAUCCUUUGACCAGAAAGGAGAAAAGAAUGAGCAGUUACCAAACUUUAAUUGCUACAUUACUGAACUGCCUAAGAAGUUGAGUGAUGAAGCAGCCACGUUUCUUCAGGUAUCAAAGGAAAAGAAAAGCUGUGACAUUGAUGAGGAGGAACUACUGAAGUUACUGAAAAUCAAAUACAUAUAUAGUCUUGUAGAUCCAGGUGAGGCUGUUGGUGUGGUUGCUGCUCAGUCAAUAGGAGAACCUUCAACGCAGAUGACGCUCAACACUUUUCAUCUUGCUGGAAGGGGUGAGAUGAAUGUAACACUUGGUAUACCUCGUUUAAAAGAAAUUCUGAUGACUGCAUCAGCUAAUAUUAGUACGCCUUUUAUGAAGUGUCCUCUGCUUAAAGAAAAGACUAGGGGUGAUGCUGAGCGGGUGGCUGCAAAGUUUAGAAGAGUUUGUGUGGCUCAUAUAGUGGAGAAAAUUGAAGUAUGCACAGUUCCUUUUUACAACAAUAAUGGGCAUGUUUCGACCCUGUACAAGCUACAAAUGAAACUUUACCCCCAGGAGCGUUACCCUCUAUCGGAUCUUACUGUAGAUGAGUGUCAGACAACCUUGAGAAAAGUUUUUGUUGAUGCAAUGGAACAUGCAAUUGAUAAGCAUCUAGAUCUGCUACGCAAAAUUAAUAAAAUCCGUGAUGUUAAGGUAGAAGAUACAGAGGGCUCAUUAUCAGAUGGUGGUGAAGAAUCUGAAAGUGGACAUGCUGAUGGUGAAGACACUGGUAUGAGUGAUGGUGAUGAUGAAAAUGAUGAUGAAGAUGAUUUGGGAGCUGAUGCAGAAAAGAGGAAACGACAAGAGAAAGAUGAGAUGGAGUAUGAUGAUGAUACUGAAAACGAAGGGGAAAUAGAUAGUGAAUCUGAGGAAGUGACCAACAUUAAACGUCAGAGUGAGGAGGAUCCUGCUGAGUCAGGUGACGAUUUGCAAGAGGCUGAGGAAGAACACAAAACCUCAAAGUCUGAGAUGACUUCAGUGGGCGAAGUGUCAUAUUCUUCCAAAAAGGGGGCAAAUUCAAAAGAUAAGCACAAGGCAGCUAAACUUCAAGAAAAAAUGCAAACUGAUGGUAAAUCAGAUGAGAGUAAACCGGAUCAAAUAACUUAUAAGCGUGGGAAAAAAAUACAACGGACUGUCCAUGUUGAAUCCAAAGGUUUGGAUUUUGAGAUUCACUACGCCUUUCAUGAUGAACCUCACAUUUUACUAGCACAGAUUGCCCAGAAGACAGCUAGGACUAUUUUUGUGAAGGCCUGCGAUAACAUUGACCAAUGUUCAGUCUUGCCAAGGGAUGAUAGCCCUCCUAUGUAUCUGGAAACGUCCGGAGUGAACUUUGAACUUUUCUGGAACCUUACAGACUACAUCAGCAUCAAUGAGAUCAGGUCAAACGACAUCCAUGCAAUGCUGAAGACAUAUGGGGUGGAGGCUGCACGGGCCACCAUCAUCCAGGAAGUGAGUGGCGUGUUCGGCGUCUACGGCAUCGAAGUGGACAUGAGGCACCUGAGCAUGAUCGCUGACUUCAUGACCUUUGACGGCGGGUUCCGGCCCAUGAACAGGCUGGGGAUGGGCCAGUUGAGCACCUCACCGUUUGGCAAGAUGACGUUCGAGACGGCGACCAAGUUCAUCGUCGAUGCGGCCACGCAUGGGGAGGCGGACUCACUAGAGUGCCCCUCGGCCAGUGUCUGCCUCGGGAAGCCAGCCAAGGUGGGGACGGGGACCUUUGGUUUGCUACAGAACCUUGGCGUGGAGCAGCCCAUGAUGUAAGCCUGGUUGGUUCCACAAAUUUUGGCCCACGCUGCUUGUAGGAAAGAAAAAGGUAGGAUAUUUUUAUGGUUGCUGGUCUUGCUGCUUCCGUGGGAGCACCGUGAAGCUGUUGAGACCGUGCGCUAAGAUAUAGGAAGCUAUGUUCUGUAGAUUGAAUAUUUAUGUGUAAUGCUGGUAUUGACGGUGUAGGCUAUCUCUGGAGUGUGUGUGGAAUUGCCGUUUUGUUGCGCGGGUAUCGUUUUCGAUGCUGUUUA